UCAGCCCACACACAGUAGUACACAGACAAACAUCGCUUAUUGGUUUCUCCAUUGUUCCAGAGUGAGUAUUCACAAGGAGAAAAGUGCUUUGUUUCUCUGUUUAGUUAUUUUAUUUAAUAUAGCGCGAUCUGUCUUGAUCUGAGUUCUUCUCGGUUGAGAUUUUUGUUGUUGCUUUUAAUCUUUUUUUUUUUUAAUUUUUUUUCCCUGCUGUUUUAUUGAUUGAAGAUUUUUGAAGAAGAAGAAAGACAACUAGAAGAUGGGCAGCUCCGGAUUUUCGUGGAAAUUGAAUGAUCACCCCAAGCUUCCGAAGGGGAAGGUUAUUGCUAUGGUUGUUCUGGACGGAUGGGGUGAAGCCAAACCCGACAAAUACAACUGCAUCCAUGUCGCAGACACCCCUGUCAUGGAUUCGCUCAAGAAUGGCGCCCCUGAAAAGUGGAGGUUGGUGAAGGCUCACGGAAAAGCUGUGGGUUUGCCUACAGAUGACGAUAUGGGGAACAGUGAGGUUGGUCACAAUGCCCUUGGUGCCGGAAGGAUCUAUGCUCAAGGUGCAAAGCUGGUUGACCUAGCUCUUGAGUCUGGAAAAAUAUAUGAUGGUGAAGGGUUCCAGUAUAUCAAGGAAUCUUUUGAAACAGGCACAUUGCACCUCAUUGGGCUGUUGAGUGAUGGUGGCGUGCACUCUAGACUUGACCAGCUGCAGUUGUUGCUUAAAGGUGUUAGUGAGCGUGGAGCCAAGAGAAUCCGAGUCCAUGCUUUGACUGAUGGUCGUGAUGUGUUGGAUGGUUCGAGUGUGGGGUUCAUGGAAACACUUGAGAAUGAUCUUGCCAAAUUGCGGGAGAAGGGUAUAGAUGCACAGGUUGCUUCUGGUGGAGGUCGUAUGUAUGUCACAAUGGAUCGUUAUGAGAAUGACUGGGAUGUUGUCAAGCGAGGUUGGGAUGCUCAAGUUCUUGGUGAAGCUCCACACAAGUUUAGAAAUCCCGUUGAGGCUAUCAAGACAUUAAGAGCUGAACCCAACGCCAACGAUCAGUAUUUGCCUCCAUUUGUUAUUGUUGAUGAGAAUGGAAAGCCUGUUGGUCCAAUUGUUGAUGGCGACGCUGUUGUGACAGUCAACUUCCGUGCGGAUCGCAUGGUCAUGCUUGCCAAGGCCCUUGAGUAUCCUGAUUUUGAUAAAUUUGAUAGGGUUCGGUUCCCUAAAAUUCGAUAUGCAGGAAUGCUUCAAUAUGAUGGUGAAUUGAAACUCCCAAGUCACUACCUCGUUUCUCCGCCAGAAAUUGAGAGGACAUCUGGUGAAUAUUUGACGCACAAUGGUGUCCGGACUUUUGCUUGCAGUGAGACUGUGAAAUUUGGUCACGUAACCUUCUUCUGGAAUGGCAAUCGCUCUGGUUACUUCAACUCAGAAAUGGAGGAAUAUGUUGAGAUUCCAAGUGACAGUGGUAUUACCUUUAAUGUCAAGCCGAAAAUGAAGGCAUUGGAGAUCGCUGAGAAGGCUAGAGAUGCUAUUCUUAGUGGAAAGUUUCACCAGGUGAGAGUGAACCUGCCAAAUGGUGACAUGGUUGGACAUACAGGUGAUAUUGAGGCUACAAUUGUGGCUUGCAAGGCUGCAGAUGAAGCUGUCAAGAUGAUCCUUGAUGCAAUUGAGCAAGUAGGCGGGAUCUACGUGGUAACUGCUGAUCAUGGAAAUGCUGAGGAUAUGGUGAAGAGAAACAAGAAAGGGGAGCCUCUUCUUGACAAGGCUGGCAAAAUUCAAAUCCUCACUUCUCACACUCUUGAGCCAGUCCCAAUUGCAAUUGGUGGUCCUGGAUUGACAAAGGGGGUGAGGUUCCGUCAAGAUCUACCUGGUGCUGGCCUUGCCAAUGUUGCUGCAACGGUUAUGAAUCUACACGGUUUUGAGGCACCUAGCGAUUAUGAGCCAACCCUAAUUGAGGUUGUCGACAACUAGAUCAUCAGACGAUCUACAAAUUUUGCUUUAAGAGUAUUUGAAUAAGAAUUGAGAAGUCCCUAUAGGAGUGUGUUUCUUGCAGUUGAUUUGGCAUUUUUUUUUUAAUAACGCCGGAACUUCACUAGAAAUGGUAAACUCACGCCCACUGUAAUAGUUUACGAAUCACAGUGGAAGGCAAACCACCUUAGGCAAGUCCAGGGUGACAAGCUCGGGUUUGAAAUUUUAGAGGUGCUAAUAGACAAGGUGAGAGUCAAUCCUUCACUUUUUGUUAGAGUGGAAGAUUAAAUUUAUGACCUCCUUUUGAAGCAAAAGUGGCGUUACUACUGAACCAACUCUUCAUUCGUCAUUUGGCAUCUUUUUGUUAUAUCAUAUCUCAAGUUUUGUUAGUAAAAAAGAUUAUAUACCGUCUUGAAUGUUGAUGACAUUAACUUUGAAAUCCGAAUCAGAGGUACCCUUCAAACUGCAAGAUCAACUUUGCAAGAUCAAUUUUGUGGAAAUUUUGUUCCUCUUAAUAUGGAG
This is a messenger RNA of Oldenlandia corymbosa var. corymbosa, 2455 nucleotides long. NCBI's taxonomy places the organism in Eukaryota, Viridiplantae, Streptophyta, Magnoliopsida, Gentianales, Rubiaceae. The record is from the annotation of a GenBank genome assembly.